AUGAUCGCCGAGAAGUUGCGGGUGGCCGUUGUCUUGUGUCGGCCAUGGUACAUGCACGAUGCACCCUGCCUAUCUUCGGAUACAUUGGAAACAUUUCCCUUUGCACAGCAGUUUUGGAUUUGCCCCUUGCUGGCCGAGUGGGCCAAGGGUUGCUUUGGCAUCGACGCACCUGUGGAAGAUGCAUCAGUGGAGGAGGAAAUCUCUUCUGAACCUUCCAGAGACAAUACAAAAGCCGCCCCAGUCAGCUCUGAACCCACCAAUGACAGUCGCGCCCUCCCUGUACUGCUUCAUCGGUGCAGUAUUAGUUGGCUUUUGACUCUUCCUAUUCUUGUCCUUUGGCUUUUGACUUUGGAAUUGCAUUAUGUCUGCAGCUUAAUUGGCUUACCAUCAAAGAAAACAAAUCUCGCUCCAUCCGGUACUAGCUAG
Seminavis robusta is the source of this 426-nucleotide messenger RNA. Lineage: Eukaryota; Bacillariophyta; Bacillariophyceae; Naviculales; Naviculaceae. The record is from the annotation of a GenBank genome assembly.